This is a messenger RNA of Colletotrichum aenigma, 1914 nucleotides long. RefSeq lists its product as uncharacterized. The transcript has a single exon. The record is from RefSeq and is a predicted model, not a curated record. Lineage: Eukaryota; Fungi; Ascomycota; Sordariomycetes; Glomerellales; Glomerellaceae. The coding region runs from base 1 to 1914 and encodes 637 amino acids.
AUGGCUCGCUUCGUUUUCCGCGAACACUGGGUUGGGGCCCACCUAACACCGCUUCGUGCGUGGGAUAAGCAGGCCGCUUUGGCGAUUCAAUUUGCUGCAAAGCUCAUCGAGAGCUUCAUUAUCGGAUCUCUUACCACAAUGGUCUUCACGUUUGUGCGCAUGGAGGCAACUAUGCCGCAAGGCAUAUCAUUGGCAGCCUUUUUCGCCAGCCACGAAUACAAGUCUCCAAGCUUCAUAUGGUCGAAUGACAUAUUCGCUAUGUUGCGAGGGCGAUUCUCCUCCGUCUGGAAGAAAGGCUUCUUUAUUGUCUUUUCGCUCACAUGCUGUGCGUUGGCCGUACUAGUCGCUCCUGCAAUCGCAACCAUCUUGAUGCCCAUUCAAGACUGGUACAAAUUAGGCGGUUCGUGGGCCUGGCUCAAUGUCUCCAUUCAAGAGAUGUAUCCCAGUAUGAUUACAGCCAACAAUACCCUCCACGGAGAGAUAUGCCACGUCACCGGCGAUCUACGCUGUCCAUCAGCUGGUUGGGAAUCGUUAGAGCAACUUGCGAGCUUUUUUCCGGGCCAGAGGAAACUUGAGGUGGAGAACCCUUUGUACACCCGACCUCUAGGACUAUGGCCUCUACCUACGACGGAGUCUGUGCUGCUAGCCAGUCUAUCCGUUCGCGAGCCUGUUGAAAACCCGGAGAUGCAGUGGGAGGAUUCCAGGAUGAUGCUGCCUCCCCGUGCCACGGGUGUAGGCCUCGUCAAAAUAACGGCGCUCUGGGAAACGGCCAUGACACGCAUGGGACAAGAAAACAAGAGAAAUUACAGAGGAUCUGAUUCCCGGUACACCACAUACUCAGAGGUGGCAUCGAUCACGACACGGUGCUUGGCUAGGAACGAUAAUCGAUCACUCCAAUUUCCCGAUGUCCGAAACCCCCAAACGCUAUAUAGCCCUAUGAUAAUCGAAGAUGUUGAUACGGAGGAUCUUCUGAAGAGCAUGAACGGUUCUAUUCCUGAACUGUUCUUCUUUGACAUCAACCCGGAGGGAGACUUGGCAGCAAAUGCCUCAAUCGGGUCUGUUGUCUCCCUUCCACUCGAAGGGAAAGAGCCUGCGCUUUAUGGUUGCAUAACCAACGCCCAAUGGACGGCCGCCCAAAUUCAUGUGUUUCAGUACUACCAUGUCAAGACGCAAGAAUGGUUCGAAAAGAGUGACUGGGGCUCCAACCGUAUGAUCACCAUCCAUACAUCCUAUGCGAACCUCAGCAAUCCCAUUGUGGAAAAGACAAAUACAACUGUCUUCCAGAGGCUUGCCACCACUGCUGGGCUUGCCUCACUCGAGAACAGGGGGCCGGACUGGACGCCGUGUCACAUUGAGACGUUGAUCAACGGCAUGCUCAUCAACGCGAUGGCGCGCACGGCACCCAAUGCUCAUCUCAUCACAACGCUCAAAGAUGAGAAUGGUCCGUGGUGGCGUCACUUCUUUCCGCGGAGUCGCCUUUUCGAGCGCCAAGACGCCGCAAUAGAUGAGGCCGCCUUUGUCGUCGAAGAAGCCGAUCAGUCACGUUUUGCCUCAUUUUAUUUCCGCGCGGAAAUGCAAGGUUUUGCGUAUUGCAACCAAGACAAUACAGUAAGAAACAUGGUGUUCGGGUUGUUCUUGUACUGUGGUAUAGUUGGGCUUUUCGUGCUGUGGAGUGUAGGAAGGGGCAUCACGAGCUCAAGUUGGGAUUCAAUUCCAGAGCUGUUGGCACUAGCCAUGCGGAGUCCGCCUCCAGGAGACUUCACAAUGCCGACGAGUGUCUUGGAAGAUACCAAAGCACUUAGUCAUAGGUACGGCAUCAUGGCCGAGAAGGAGGCGUUGUUUCUGCGACCGAUAUAUGACCAUGAAAGGAUUCCGAGAGACAAGAAGGUAAAGCCGAACAGAUUGUACCGGUGA